Nematolebias whitei (Rio pearlfish) is the source of this 1290-nucleotide messenger RNA. Its product is annotated as XK-related protein 8-like. NCBI's taxonomy places the organism in Eukaryota, Metazoa, Chordata, Actinopteri, Cyprinodontiformes, Rivulidae. Gene Ontology annotation, biological process: engulfment of apoptotic cell; phosphatidylserine exposure on apoptotic cell surface; apoptotic process involved in development. The coding region runs from base 1 to 1290 and encodes 429 amino acids. The record is from RefSeq and is a predicted model, not a curated record. The transcript is spliced from 3 exons. Gene Ontology annotation, cellular component: plasma membrane.
AUGGCUCGCUUCAAGAGUUCUUCUGUGGAUUUCCUGCUGUCCUCUUUGGGUCUGCCCUUGUUUCUGUUGGACAUCGUGCUGGACGUUCUGGCUGCGGUGAACUUCUACCAGGAGGGGUCCUACGUGUGCCUGGGUGUUCUGCUGCUGCUGCUCAUGGGCUCCUCGGUGCUCGCUCAGCUCUACAGCUGGCUCUGGUACAAAUACGACGAGUUUAAGAUGCACACAGAGGUGGAGGAACAUCUGAAGCCCAGCAUGACGAGUCUUCACGUGUUCCAGCUGGGGGUCUACGUCAGGCAUGCAGGCGUCUUUGAGACGUCGCUGAGGAGCUGCUUCGUACUGAGCAGCCGCGCGGGCGAUUACGCCAAGUUCCUGAGCCACGACCUGGCCAUGCUGCGGCUCAUCGAGACGUUCUCGGAGAGCGCUCCACAGAUCGUCCUGAUGCUCACAGCCAUCCUGCAGGAGGGACGGCUCGAUCUCCUGACAGUGCUGAAGACCGUUGGAUCCAUGUCGGCCGUGGCCUUCUGCGUCACCACCUACCACCGCUGCCUGCGCUCCUUCUUGACGGACAAGAAGACGCAGAACCUCUUCUCAUCCUUCAUCUUCUUCUUGUGGAACCUGCUCCUCCUGUUUCCUCGACUCGUUGCCCUCUCGCUCUUCGCCUCGGUGCUGCCUUACUUCAUCUUCGCCCACGUCUUCUGCUCCUGGCUGGUCCUGUUCUUCUUCGCCUGGAGGUCCAAGACAGAAAUGAUGGACUGCACGUUUGGAAGGUGGCUGUUCAGAGCCACCGUGGGCCUCAUCUGGUACUUCAGCUGGUUCAACGUGGCCGAGGGGAGGACGAGGAAGAAGACGCUGCUGUACCACGGCUACAUCCUGGCUGACAUCUCCAUCCUCUGUGGGCUCUGGUACUGGAGGAUGACCACGGAUCCUCCGGUUCUCUUCAACGUCACACCGCUUCAUGCUGCCGUCACCGCCACCAGCGUGGUCGGAGUUUACAUCCUCGGCCUGUUUUUAAAAACGAUUUAUUAUAACUUCUUCCAUCCGAACGUGCAGAAAGACGAGCUGAAAGGAGGCGCCUCAGAGACGCUGCAGAGCAACGGGGGGAGCCUUCAACCUGCCGAUGAGGUGGACUUCACAUCCGUAAUGACGCAGACGGACUCUGAGGAGGGCUCUCCUGGCAUGAUGAGGACCUCAGAGGUCAACGCUCACGGUGUCACCAGCCGCUGCCUCCCCAACCAAUCAGAACAUUACAACAAAAGAAUGAGGAGGCUGGCUGAGAACUUCUACACCUGA